Apiotrichum porosum is the source of this 678-nucleotide messenger RNA. RefSeq lists its product as uncharacterized. Lineage: Eukaryota; Fungi; Basidiomycota; Tremellomycetes; Trichosporonales; Trichosporonaceae. Gene Ontology annotation, cellular component: peroxisomal membrane. The transcript has 4 exons. The coding region runs from base 1 to 678 and encodes 225 amino acids. The record is from RefSeq and is a predicted model, not a curated record.
AUGGUCACCCAGGCGAUCCAGUCGUUCAUCAUGAACCCGGCGCACCACGACGCGCUGGCCGUCCUCAAGGGCGCGCGUAACGGUCUCGUGUACGGUGUCAAAGUCCGUUUCCCCCACGCGCUCGUCAUGGCCGCGCUGUUCAGCCACAAGCCAUGGCCGACCCGUGUCCACGGUAUCCUCUCGGCAACGCGGCACCACGCCAUGUCGCUGGCCAAGUUUGCGACCAUUUACAAGGUCAUGUUGCUCCUCCAAAAGAAGCUCAACGGAGGCAUCGAGCGUGACCUCGACACAUUCAUCGCGGGCGGUAUCGGCGGCUGGUGGGUGUUUGGAGAGCGUACACCUAUCAACGAGCAAAUCGUCCUGUACAUCAUGUCCCGCGCGAUCCUCUCCUUGAUCCCUCGCCUGUACUCGAACACAGCCAACCCCCCGCGUUACCCCAUGCAGCCGCUGGACCACCCCCUCCCGGCGCUCACUUCGCCCGAGGCCAACCCCAGGCCCAUCCCCCCCGCGCCCGUGCCCUUCACCAUUGUGGCAUCCCUGUCGUGGGCCAUGAUCAUGUACAUGUUCCGCCACCGCGGCGAGAGGCUGCAGCCCGGUAUCGUCAACUCGAUGCGUUAUAUCUACCACGAGUCGGACACCUGGCACAACCUCAAGACGCUCUUCUGGCACAACAAGUAA